CCUUCAUAAUGUUACUCUAUCCUCUUAGUGCGCGAAACCCCAUGUUUUACUUCAUCAUCGAAGGUCAUUUUCGGCUACUCAAUUCCUAACGAGUUUAAACGGCAAUUCGUCUAGGAAAUGGAUCAGUUCUACACCAAUCGUAUUACUCGAGAGUGACUGGACAAACUGGUGGACCAAACGUCGGCUCGGCUAGCAACAUCUCAAAGCAAACCCUGUUCGAAGAUGGGCAAUCUUGUUUAUCUUCCCGAGCUUGCUUCUGGAUUGGCGGAUUGGCGGUCAUACCUUGAAUGUUCUUUGUCGCAAUGAUAAAUAAUAAAAUGUUGAUCAUCCGCUCAAAUUUGUGAAAUCUUUAACCUCGAAAUAUUUGGCGAUCCGAAGCCUCUAAAUCAUUAGAUCUCGCCGAGGAUGUCGAAUUCACUGAGCGACAAGGCCGACGAUGCCAAGAGGCAGAUAUCAAAUGAAGAGGCGACUAUUAGCAAAGAGGAAGAGGUCCUCUCUACUCAGGGCGUCCCCGAUGUCGCGAACCUGGCCCAGGCUAAUAUGAGGGGGCUAAGAGCACCCGAGAUCAUCGCGAGAUUGACACCCGAACAACGAGUUGAGCUGGAGAAUAGGUUAAGGAGAAAGAUUGACUGGCGAUUGUUACCAAUGGUCAUUAUUAUGUACAUUUUGAAUUAUAUCGAUCGGAAUAAUAUUGCUGCUGCGAAACUUGCUGGUCUCCCCGAGGACUUGAAUUUAGAUCCCAAUUCAAGCGAAUUUCAAACCGCCGUGAGCAUUCUAUUCGUUGGCUAUCUCCUUAUGCAGAUACCAUCGAAUCUGUUCCUGAACAAGAUCGGCAAACCUGCUAUCUACCUCCCAGCAUGUAUGAUGGUCUGGGGUGUUAUUUCGACAGCUACUGCCUCCGUUAAGAACUUUGGGGGCCUUAUUGCCGUUCGAUUCUUUCUAGGUUUCGUUGAGGCGGCUUACUUUCCGGGCUGUCUCUAUUACCUGAGUUGUUGGUAUACACGGAAGGAGCUAGGUCUAAGAACGGCGAUGUUAUAUUCCGGGUCACUCAUAUCAGGUGCCUUCUCCGGGCUGAUCUCAGCAGGAAUCACUCAAAACAUGAGCGGAGUAAGAGGGUUCGGUGCCUGGCAGUGGCUGUUCAUCAUAGAAGGUGUCAUCACCAUCGGUGUCUCUUUCGGCGCGUUCUUCGUCCUUCCUAACUUCCCUCGAACGACAUCGUGGCUCACCGAAGAGGAGAAGGCGCUUGCCGUAUGGCGAUUAGAAGAGGACAUUGGAGAAGACGAUUGGAUCGACAGCGAGCACCAGUCUCUGUGGACAGGGGCUAGACUAGCUUUUGCCGAUAUGAAAACUUGGGUCCUGCUACUUCUUGUUCUCGGUAUCAUCUCGAGCGCCUCCGUUACGAACUUCUUCCCUGCUGUAGUCAAAACUUUAGGCUAUAACAACAUCAACACGCUGCUUCUGACCUGCCCUCCAUAUGUUCUUACCGUCAUUACUACAUUUGUAAAUGCGUGGCAUGCAGAUCGGACGGGUGAGCGCUACUGGCAUAUUAUGGGAUCUUUGAUUGUUGCUAUGGCAGCAUUCAUCCUUGCCGCCGCAACUACCGGUAUAGCUCCUCGAUAUGUUGCUAUGAUGCUUAUGGUUCCUGGUGUAUACAGCGGCUUCGUAGUAGCACUCGCGUGGAUCAGCAACACCCUUCCCCGGCCACCAGCCAAGCGCGCCGCAGCACUCGCCUUCAUCAACGCCGUUUCCAACGCAUCGAGUAUCUACGCUUCUUAUAUGUACGAAGAUAGAAUGGCGCCCCGCUACAUAAUUGCUAUGUCAGUCAAUUGCGGUACCAUAUUUCUCGCUAUGGUUGCGGCUACAACCUUGCGCUUCAUGCUCAUCCGGUUGAAUAAGAAGCUGGACCAGGGCAUCUAUGUUGAAGGUGCUAUCAACGCUUUGCCAGGGGCUGCUGCGCAACAUGGGUUCAGAUUCAAGGUUUAGGGUGUGGUGCUUAUGUGAAUAGGGGGCGGGGCAUGAAGUCAGUUGGCUCAGGGAUUUUCGACAUCGUAUUUAGGUGCAAUCAAUACGACUUCGCAGCAAAAAGCAUGGGCUGCCACAAAAUCAAUAGGGCGGUCACCGUUGUCUAUGUACAUACCUGAAGAGAGACAUCACCUUUCUACUCAUGCGGUUCUUUCCCGUGAAAAGGGGUUAGCAAUAUUCCGGUACAAUCCACUCAGCUGUACUCGCCUCUUUGACUUUCGUUAUGUUUCAUGCAGUGAAAUCACCGGAAUUCGGGUGAAUCUAACGGGCUCUUUCCUGAUUUUUAGCCCCUUUUUCGAACCCGAAAUUGAAGAUCUUAUGGCGGGCACAUACGCAUCGUUAUCUUCGCCUUCGCCUCCGCCUUCUUCUCACUCGACGUAAUCAUCUUUAAGCGACACAUUCUUGUUAUCGCCGUAGUCUUUUUAUUUGCUGCCGUCGUUUUCUUAUUCGCUGUCAUCGUCGUC
Annulohypoxylon maeteangense is the source of this 2486-nucleotide messenger RNA. RefSeq names its product major facilitator superfamily domain-containing protein. Gene Ontology annotation, molecular function: transmembrane transporter activity. The transcript has 11 exons. The record is from RefSeq and is a predicted model, not a curated record. NCBI's taxonomy places the organism in Eukaryota, Fungi, Ascomycota, Sordariomycetes, Xylariales, Hypoxylaceae. Gene Ontology annotation, cellular component: membrane. Gene Ontology annotation, biological process: transmembrane transport. Bases 406 to 1983 code for a protein of 525 amino acids.